This is a messenger RNA of Pipistrellus nathusii (Nathusius's pipistrelle), 762 nucleotides long. The record is from the annotation of a GenBank genome assembly. Lineage: Eukaryota; Metazoa; Chordata; Mammalia; Chiroptera; Vespertilionidae.
AUGGGGGCGGCGGCGGCGGAAGCCGAUCGGACUCUCUUUGUGGGCAACCUGGAAACUAAAGUGACCGAGGAGCUCCUUUUCGAGCUUUUCCACCAGGCUGGGCCAGUAAUAAAAGUGAAAAUUCCAAAAGACAAGGAUGGUAAACCAAAGCAGUUUGCAUUUGUGAAUUUCAAACAUGAAGUAUCUGUUCCUUAUGCCAUGAAUCUACUUAAUGGAAUAAAACUUUUUGGAAGGCCCAUCAAAAUUCAGUUUAGAUCAGGAAGUAGCCAUGCCUCACAGGAUGUUAGUUUGUCAUAUUCCCAGCAUCAUGUUGGAAACUCAAGCCCUACCUCCACAUCUCCUAACAGACAUGAAAGGACUAUGGAUAACAUGACUCCAUCACAACAGAUAAUUCAGAGAUCUUUCUCUUCUCCAGAAAAUUUUCAGAAACAAGCAGUGAUGAACAACGUUUUGAGACAGAUGCCAUAUGGCGGGAAAUUUGGUUCUCCGCAUUUUGAUCAGUCAGGAUUUUCCCCAUCAGUUCAGUCACAUAAUCAUAGUUAUAACCAAUCUUCAAGCUCCCAGUGGCGUCAAGAUACACCAGCAUUACUGCGUAAAACCAGGCAGAGUUCUCAUCCCUACAUAGUAGACAGACACUAUAGUCGUGAACAGCAUUACAGAGGACAUAGAGAUGAUUACUUCUAUGAAGACAGGAAUCGCGAUGGCUGGAGCCAUGACCACGAUAACAGAAGAGACAGCAGUAGAGCUGGAAAGUGGCAUUAA